Molecule: messenger RNA, 822 nt
Organism: Eruca vesicaria subsp. sativa (arugula)
Lineage: Eukaryota; Viridiplantae; Streptophyta; Magnoliopsida; Brassicales; Brassicaceae
Source: the annotation of a GenBank genome assembly
AUGGCCAAGUCUAAGAAAGAAUCCAUUACCACAGAAGUCGAAGCAGCAGCACUUGACUCAAAGACGAAGCCAUCGAAGAAAAGUAAGAGAGAUGUUGAUGUGGACAUCCCAAAGGAUCCCAAGAAGCAGAAGAAAGAGUUGAUUCAAGCUGAUGAGAAAAAGGCACCACCACCAAAGAAGAAGAAGAAGAAGAAGAAGAAGGCUAAAGUUUCACCAACUAAAACUUCUAAACAAGAAAGCAGCAGAGAGCCCAAGACGCUAUUUGCUGGACAUCUUCCCUUUCACGUUGAGAAAUCUGACUUAGAGAAGUUCUUCAAAGAAGUUGGUGAAAUCGUUGAUGUUAGAGUUGGUAAGGGAAUCGCACAUGUAGAGUUUGCUUCUGAAGAAGCAGCUCAGAAGGCAUUGAAACUGAAUGGUGAACCAUUACUAGGCCGCAAUAUUCUGCUGGAUUUUGCAUACACGAAACCUGCUCCACGUCCACGAAACGUAGUCAAAACGAUUUUUGUUACAGGAUUCAAUAAGUCUGUGACUGAAGAUGAAAUGAAAAUUGCCUUGAGAGCUCAUUUUAGUGCUUGUGGAGAGAUCAAAAGGAUUUCUCUUCCUUAUUACCAAGAGACUGGUGAUAGCAAGGGGGUGGCUUACCUAGAUUUGAAUGAGGAUGGAUUCAACAAGGCAUUGGAACUAAACGGAAGUGGACUAGGAGGACGGAACAUAGUGGUGAUUGAAGCUAGACCAAAACAAAAGAAUGCUGACCAAAAUAGUGGACGUGGCGAUGAUGACACCUCUAAGAGAGGACCUGGAAGAGGCAAUGGUGAACGUUGA